Messenger RNA from Meleagris gallopavo (turkey), 2879 nucleotides. The record is from RefSeq and is a predicted model, not a curated record. NCBI's taxonomy places the organism in Eukaryota, Metazoa, Chordata, Aves, Galliformes, Phasianidae.
GAAGGGGAAAAGAAAGGAGAAAGCCCUCUCUGUAGGAAGGGCAGACCUUCAGUCUCUGAUGCUGGGUCUCUGCCAUCUCUCUCCAGGACAAACAGGCUGUCCUCGGGGCUGUGACUUCCAUGAUGGCUGUCCUUCUGCAAGAGGAGCUGCACCGAGAACAUGUCUGGGAGCAGUUCCUCUGGCUCAUGCACCCGUGUCAGGAGAUCCAAGAUACCUGCAGGGUGGCCAAGAGCCUCACUAUCUUCCUGGAGGUCUUAGAGGGAGUUCAGUCUGUCAUCCCCAAGGACAAGUUUCUGGCCAUCACCAGUGCCGUGUUCUACCAGCUUUAUGAUGACACCAAGCAGCACAGCGAGGCUGAUAGCGCAGAGCUGACCCACUGCAUCCUGCUGCAGGCCCGAAUCUGCCCAGAGGAAACGAUCCUGUUUCUUCAGUCACAGUUGGAGGAUGAGUGUGAGGCUGGACGCGUGGCAGCCCUGGAUCUGCUCGGCGUUCUGGCUCACUCUGAUGAGCCCUUGAUGACAGAGAAGCUGCCCCUGGUUGCGGAGGCUGUGCAGCGUCUGUGCAGCGACCUCAGGCCCCGGGUGAGGAGAGCCAUUCUGUAUUUCAUCAAGGAUCUCCUCAGUGCUGACACCCGGAGCUGCUCAGCCUGGGACGUGGUGGGGCACAUCUUCAGAGAGUUCAGCCGCACCACGGGAAGAAGGGCAGCUGGAGACCUUUCUGCCCAGGAAGCUCAGGAAGAAGGAGCUCUCCAACAGCUGUGCAUGGACAUCCUGGGGUCACUGGAUGUCUCUGUGGGAGGGAUGUCCAAACUCCUGUGGCCGCGGCUCCUGCUCUUUGUGGUGCCAGCCCAGUACACGGGCAUGCUGAUCCCUGUCUCCCGCUGCGUCCAAGCACUGGCUGAGAGAGAGGGCCUGACAACACGGGAGAUUGAAGAGUUGGAUCCCCAUUUCCUCAGCUCCAUGUUUCAAGGCCCACGGCUGACUCCUCAGACACUGCUGAUGCGCCUGUUGGUGGUGGCAGGGAGCCCUGUUGCAGGCAGCGAACUCCAAGCCGCUGCCUUACUGCUCAUGCAAAAGCUCCACAGCAGGAUCCACAGAGCUGUGGGGGCCAUGUGGGAUGCGGAGAUCCCCCUGCUGCUGCAGUGUGUCCAAGGGAAAGAAGAGAGCUUCCCAGACUCUGCAGCGUGGGAGCACCGACUGCUAAAGUUCCUGAGGGCGUCACUGGAAACCAUGGAGGAUGAGGCUUGGACCAAGGGCCUGAGCUGUGAGCUGAGCCGGUAUCUGAGCAGCUCUCCCAGCAGCUCUGGAGAAAAGUCCUUCCUGUACAAGGCUCUGGGGACAGUGCUGGGAGCUUGUAAGGGAGUCCUCCAUGUCCAAGAGAAGCUGCUGCAACACCUGCAGGAAGCAAAUGCAGAGGAACCAUCUGAGGCCCAGGGAAUGAUCUCUCUUCUCAGCCAUGCUGCUGAGAGCAACUUCCGUGCAGUCUUGGACACACUCACCAUGUUUUCGUCCAGGCUGUGCAAAGGCCGAAAUGCAAGGAUUUCCAGGCACAAGAAGAUGGAGCUGGACAGCACGAGAGCUCACGCCACACGCAGCGCUCUCAUGCUCGCCCAUGGCAGCUUAGCACUGUGUGCAACCAAGGAAGAACUGCUCGCCCAUCUGGAGGGAGACAUCGUGGGCAACAUCCUGCUGCUCUACAGCUGCAGCUGCCAGGACUUGCAGAACAAGCUCGCACUGGUGCAGAGCAUCACCGACUUCAGCUCUGCCUUCCAAGCUGUGGGUGACUCCUCCUUCUUUAACUCCGCCUUGAAGGGCAAAGUGCUGGAGAUCCUGAUGGACUUGCUGAAGAAGUAUCACUCGGGCAUCCCUGUCUCCCCAGUGCCCCUCAAGGUGAUUCUGGCCCUGGAGCAGCUGAGCAAGCUGAAGCCCUGUCCAGGAACCAAGGAUAUGUGUGAAAUGUUGGCUCUGUGCUUCAAGAGCAUUGUGACACACCCUUCAGCAGAGAUGAUGCUGAAGAUUAGGAAGUCACAGCAAGCAGCUCGGUACCUUCAGCUUCUGCAAACAUCUUUGAAAGCUCUGGGCCGGCUGAUGGCAGUCCUGCUCGAGACAGAGCCCACCUGUGACUUCUUCCAGGACAUAAUCCAUGUCCUGCGGAGAUCAAUGACAUCAGGCAACGUGUGGGAGCACAAGAGGGCCCUGCAGGUCUGCUCCCAGCUGCUGGCUGCAUGUGAAGAGCUUCGAGGAGAAGAUGCCUGCGAGCACUUUGGCUCCCUGGUGGGAUUGCUGGCACCUCUAACAUGUGACCCCAUGGCCACAUCCCGCCAGUUGGCUGUCACCUGUCUGAGCUCCCUUCUCCGAAUCCAAGCCAAGGUGACCAACCGAGUAAUCGAGACAGAAGACAUUGGGAGCCUGUGUGAGGGGCUGCAUGCCUGCAGCACGGUCUGUCAGCUCCAGGCCUCGUCCAAAAUCGCAAGGAUGGUGUGCAGAAACUUCCCCCUGGAACGCACCAUCGACUUCUUGAUGGCCAUCAGGGAGAGCUUCCGAAAGGCCAAAGGAAUGCGUGUGCGUGCCGCUGGGAAGUGGAUGAUCACCUUUCUGAUGACGUACAGAACGGACAUCCAUCGAGACGUGCCACUGAUCCUCUACGUCCUGCGGAGCUGCACAUCAUCCACACCAUCCACACAGCAGAGCAUGUUCAUGCCCUUCGUGUGCCAGGCGGUGGUCAUCCUCACCCGCUGUCACACGGAGGUCGCGAUUGACAACUUAUCCCGGCUGCUUGAGCCCACAGACAGUGAGACGUGGAGGAAAAUCAGAGAGUUUUGUCUUCAGCGGUGGAGCUGUUAGAAGAAAGUGAAGCAAAGCCGAGAAGGAGAAGGAGGG